Messenger RNA from Monopterus albus (swamp eel), 1294 nucleotides. Its product is annotated as synaptopodin 2-like protein. Bases 1 to 1011 code for a protein of 336 amino acids. Gene Ontology annotation, biological process: positive regulation of actin filament bundle assembly. The record is from RefSeq and is a predicted model, not a curated record. Gene Ontology annotation, cellular component: actin cytoskeleton; nucleus; Z disc. NCBI's taxonomy places the organism in Eukaryota, Metazoa, Chordata, Actinopteri, Synbranchiformes, Synbranchidae. The transcript is spliced from 2 exons. Gene Ontology annotation, molecular function: actin binding.
AUGAGAGUGGCUGUGGAGAAGGAGAGGAGUAUUGAUGCCAGCACAGGGAAGGUGCCCCCUCCAGUGGCACCCAAACCUCGGGUCAUCCAAGAAGCCCCACAGAUUCUUCAAGCAGGGGGUAAGGGGGCCCAGCUGUUUGCCCGCAGGCAGAACCGCAUGAGUAUGUACGCAGUGGACGCUGCACCCUAUACCCCUUACCAGCAGGAUGUGACCUUACACAGUGCAGUCCAACCCCUUGACUCCACCCUCAUUCCUUCCCUUCCUCAGUUUAAAUACUCACCAAAUGUCCAUGCCCCUCCACCAAUUGGGUACAAUCCACUGCUAUCCCCUUCUAUCCCUACGGGCCCUCAGAGAAAUACAAGUAAGCCAGAAAGCAAAGGCAGAGGGCGUUCCCACAAAGAGGGCAUCAAAGCCCUGGAUGCCAUGAGAAGACAGCCCUACCAGCUCAACUCUGCCAUGUUCAGUUCUGCUACUAAUUUGUCACCCAUGCCUUCUUACCAGGCCCAGAGGCAACAGCAGGCUGACUACACAACAACAAUGGUGGGUAGUUCAUUAACGGCACCUAAGCAGAUCCCCAUCAAAAAAGCGCGUGUCUAUGAGAUCAAGAGAUUCUCCACACCCACUCCAAUGUCAGCGCCCACUCUGUCUCCCAAAGUCAUCGCACCUCGAUCAGCCACUACCCUCGGCGAACGUUUGACCGACUUUGGCAUGACCUCCCCACCUCUUGCACAUUUCACCCCAAGCCCAGCUUCACCUCCCUCUCAACCAGCUGGAUGGCCCAGCCUCCCAAAAUUCUCUGCCAUGCCUAUUCCAAACCCUGUGCUCCCUGUAGUCCCUACACCAUACAGUCCAGUAUCAUACACCACUGGGCUCCAGACAGCCAAGCAGUUCCAGAGCGCUCCUGAGCUCAGUAUCCUUUCGUCCUUGCCCCCAGUUCAGGCACCCAAACCACAUUUUGUUGCCACCAAAGGAGGAGUGCUGCCCCAUGUCUGGAGACCCGGGGCAAUGUGAACAGUAAUAAAUCAGUCAUUACCACACUUUGACAUCUACAUGUUCUAUUCAUUUAAUGCUGAUGCUAUUUAAUUAUUGAGAUAAUAAUAGUAAUAAUAAUUUUUAUUAAUUGGUUUGUUGUUUAAAGUCAAGCAAAAACACCAGAUUUAUUGUGUCCAGUUUCUCAAAUGUGGCAAACUUUCUUUUCUCUAAGGCUUUUGGAAAUUACAACAGACAGUUAAUUAAGGUUAAACACUGUAACAUAAGGUGAUGAAGUGAUUUGGUAUAGAGCAGAAAUCUAGAU